AUGAGUAUCUCGGCCACUACCGAGAUCGAGCCAUCAGAAAACUUGUACGGCAAAGUAAAUGUCGUGAUACUUAGGGGAGCAACGGAAAGUGAGAUCAGGAGAGGAAAGUCCUCUGGUAUACCCGAAGGGGAGAAUGUGGAAACUCUCGAAGCAAAUCAGAACGCCCCGAGUGAAGAGCUCGGGGCCAUGACAACAGGUCACUCUCUUUCUUUACCAUCUUAUUCCGAGGAUGCAAUCGAAGAUGCUAACGCUCUGCGUAUGCCCCAUCCGAGCAAGGUCCACGAGGAAGAUCCCUUUCAUGGUUGCAAUGCUGGGAUUGAAGAUACCACCGACCUUAACGAUGCUUCCACCAUCUUUGAAGAGGCUCAACGUCUCCUUUCUCAGACCUGCAGUGCAGUGGUGGCAAAAUCGAUGGCUCAAAAGAUGUCUGAUCCAGGUAGCUUCACUAUUCCAUGCAUAAUUGGAAGUUGUGCCUUUGCAAAGGCGUUUUGUGAUUUGGGAGCCAGCAUAAAUCUGAUGCCGCUGGCAGUGUACACUAAACUGGGCAUCGGCAGAGCUAGACCAACUUCUAUGCUGCUACAGCUGGCUGAUCGCACUGUGAAAAGACCAACUG
Molecule: messenger RNA, 613 nt
Organism: Nicotiana attenuata
Lineage: Eukaryota; Viridiplantae; Streptophyta; Magnoliopsida; Solanales; Solanaceae
Exons: 3
Source: RefSeq, a predicted model, not a curated record